Messenger RNA from Selaginella moellendorffii, 1314 nucleotides. Its product is annotated as pentatricopeptide repeat-containing protein At4g02750-like. NCBI's taxonomy places the organism in Eukaryota, Viridiplantae, Streptophyta, Lycopodiopsida, Selaginellales, Selaginellaceae. The record is from RefSeq and is a predicted model, not a curated record. Gene Ontology annotation, molecular function: protein binding. The transcript has a single exon. Bases 1 to 1314 code for a protein of 437 amino acids.
AUGCCCGUGCGAAAUACCUUUUCCUGGAACUGCAUGCUCACAGCAUUUGCCGCAAACGGGCAUUUGUUUGAGACGGAAGCCCUCUUCGAUCUUCUUCCAGUGAAGGACCUCCCGGCAUGGAACGCGCUAUUCAGAGUUCACAUCGAGAACAGGGAUUUCGAUCGAGCAAGAGAACUCUUUGAUCGAAUGCCGGAGAAGAAUCUCAUCUCGUGGAAUGGAUUGCUCUCCGCGGGUGCCCAGGCACGGGAAGUGGACUCUGUGCGUGAAAUCUUUGCCGUAAUCCCCAAGCAAAACAUCCGGUCGUGGAUGGUGAUGCUGCUGGCGCUGGCAGAGAAUGGCCUCCUUGAAGAAACCAAGCGCGUGUUCGAUUCCAUGCCGACCAAGGACAUGAUUACGUGGACGACGGUCGUGCUUGGAUAUUCCCGACACGGGCAUAUUCCCGAGUCCCAGGAGAUGUUUUGGCUGCUGCCCCAGCAGGACAUAGUGCUGUGCACGGCGAUGCUCCAGGAAUAUGCCCAGGGCGGGCAUUUUGCACAGGCAAAAGAGAUGUUUAGCUUAAUCCCGGAGCCAAACAUCAUCACACGGACGGCCAUGAUCGCGGCAUUUGCCUCUCAGGGCCACGUCAGCGACGCACGUGCCAUGUUCGAUUCCAUCCCCCGCCACGACCUCAUCUCCUACAACGCGAUGAUCGCCGCGUAUGCCGCCAACGGACGGCUGCGCGAGGCCGGCGACGUGUUCGCGCGGAUGCCGCUCGUCGACGGGGUGACGUGGGCGCUCAUGAUCCCUCUGCACGCCCGCGCUGGCGACGUGGACUCGGCCCGGAGCCUAUUCGCGGAGAUGCCCGAGAGGAAUGUGAUGCCCUGGAACUCCAUGUGUACGGCGUUGGCCACCAACGGGCCGUACGACGAGGCGCCAGGGCUGCUGCGCGUCAUGGCCCUGUACGGCAUUCGCCCGGACAAGAUUACGUUUACCAGCGUCCUCGCGGCGUGUAGCCAUGGCGGGCUUCUCUUCGAGGGCCACGACCAGUUCUUGGGGAUGAUCCGGGACUAUGGAAUCGAGCCCGACAUGGAGCACUACCAGUGCGUGGUUGAUCUCCUGGGACGCGCUGGGCUCUUGGAGGAGGCCUCGCAGCUCACGCGAGAGAUGCCCUUUGCGGCGGAUGUUAGCGCGUGGACUGCGCUGCUGGGCGCUUGUAGAGUCCACGAAGACCCAAUCACCGGAGCUCGCGCCGCGAAUCAAGCGUCCAGGAUCGAUCCCAGGCAAGCCUCGAACUACAUUCUCCUCUCCACGACGGCCCUGGCAAAACACUAUUAA